ACCAAUGAAAGUAAACCCGUGGUAAACAACAACAACAACAACAGCACAACAACAAAAACAAGAAAAUUCCAACGUUAUAGACGCCUAACUUGAAGAUGCCACUCGAAAGCAAAGCAAACGGUGAAGACAUACGUGAAAGUUUCCCACAGCCUAUGGAAAUAAUUUAUACCUGCACACGAGGAUUUUUUACACGCAAACAAUUGUUCAAACGUUUACCUAUUCUUCAGUGGCUGCCGUCAUAUACAUUGCAAUAUCUAGUAGAUGAUAUUGUGGCCGGGCUUUCUGUUGCGCUGACAGUUAUACCACAAGGAAUUGCUUACGCAGCUAUAGCCAAUUUAGAUCCGCAAUAUGGAUUGUAUUCAGCAUUUAUGGGGUGUUUCAUUUAUUGCAUUGUAGGAAGCUGCAAAGAUGUAACAAUUGGACCUACUGCAAUAAUGUCGCUCAUGAUAAAUGCACACGUGGGAAAUAGUGGACCAGAAUUCGCAAUACUCUCGGCAUUCGUCACUGGAUGUGUGGUUCUAUUGCUCGGCAUACUUAAUUUAGGAUUCCUCGUGCAGUUCAUUUCGUUUCCUGUUACGGUUGGAUUCACUUCUGCCGCAGCUAUAACAAUUGCCAGUGGACAAGUGAAAUCUUUAAUUGGGAUUUCUGGACAAUCGAACGAAUUUUUAGACUCUUGGAUAAAUGUAUUCCAACAUGUUCAAGACAUCAGAUUGUGGGAUAGUGUGCUUGGUGUCUCCACUAUCAUUGUUCUACUGAUAUUGAUGCAAAUGAAAAACCUCAAAGGAAACAUUAUUUGGAGGAUGUUUGGGAAGUAUGUGGCUCUCUCAAGAAAUGCGAUAGCAGUAAUAACUGGGGCUUUCCUCGCUUAUAGUCUGAGCGAUAUUCGAAACUCGCAUCCUUUUCUGCUCACUGGAAAUGUGACCCCUGGCUUGCCACCAAUUCAGCUUCCACCGUUCAGCACCACCAUAGGCGAGCAAUCGUACAGUUUUUCGGAAAUGAUUACCAAACUAGGUACUUCUAUCAUAACCUUACCGCUCAUUGCCGUCUUAGAAUCGGUUGCUAUCGCUAAAGCCUUUUCAAAAGGCAAACCUAUUGAUGCCACGCAGGAAAUGAUAGCUCUCGGUAUAAGCAACAUUGCUGGUUCGUUUGUGUCAUCCAUGCCUGUUACGGGAUCAUUUACGAGAUCUGCAGUGAACAAUAACAGUGGAGUUCGAACACAGCUUGGAGGUAUCACUACCGGAAUCGUCGUACUUGUUGCCCUUGGAUUGCUUACGAAAACGUUCUACUACAUCCCAAAAGCAUCGCUAGCAGGAGUCAUAAUAGCGGCGAUGCUCUUCAUGGUUGAAUUUCAAGCAGCUGCGGAAAUUUGGCGCACGAAACGUAUAGACUUUAUUCCAAUGAUGUGUACGAUGGUGGCUUGUUUACUUCUUGGUCUAGUACGGUAUGAUUGUCGGUAUUGGAAUUAACGUGUGUAUUGUUCUGUACCAAAUAUCACGACCAUCUAUUGAGACGAUGCCUUUGACAAUCGAUGGAAUUUGCGCCCUAGUCGCCCAACCUGA
This is a messenger RNA of Anopheles arabiensis, 1559 nucleotides long. RefSeq names its product sodium-independent sulfate anion transporter-like. Bases 96 to 1466 code for a protein of 456 amino acids. Gene Ontology annotation, cellular component: membrane. The record is from RefSeq and is a predicted model, not a curated record. Gene Ontology annotation, molecular function: sulfate transmembrane transporter activity. Lineage: Eukaryota; Metazoa; Arthropoda; Insecta; Diptera; Culicidae. The transcript has 2 exons. Gene Ontology annotation, biological process: transmembrane transport.